This is a messenger RNA of Hirundo rustica (Barn swallow), 3973 nucleotides long. It is a transcript of the gene ADIPOR2, whose product is annotated as adiponectin receptor 2. Gene Ontology annotation, biological process: adiponectin-activated signaling pathway. Gene Ontology annotation, cellular component: plasma membrane. The transcript has 8 exons. Gene Ontology annotation, molecular function: signaling receptor activity. Bases 249 to 1409 code for a protein of 386 amino acids. The record is from RefSeq and is a predicted model, not a curated record. NCBI's taxonomy places the organism in Eukaryota, Metazoa, Chordata, Aves, Passeriformes, Hirundinidae.
CCGAGGCCAUCCUCGAAAAGGCACAAUUCCACAUUCCUGUUCUUUUAGCAGUACGUGUGAUGUGUCCAGUAGUUCUUGUACUACCACCCGGAAUCACAUUACAUUUUGAGAGGCUAUCACAUGUGGACAUUAAAACUUCCUUAAAGCCCGGUGCUUCCUUCUUGAAGAUCCUGUUUUGAGAGCCAGGACAUCAUCAGCCAAACUGAACCAAGAGGAAGGAGAGUAUUUGAGAAGGCUUCCAGCGUCUCAUGAACGAACCAACGGAACUCGAUAAUGCUGGUUCUCCAGAGCCAGCUCUGCGGCUCAGGAAAGGACACAUGUCUCACACUGCAACAACACAGGCAGCCUUUGAAGAGGACAGCUCUCAGCAGAGGCUGCUUCUAGAGGAGUCACCACUGUCUUCUGACCAGGAAAAUUGUUCUGAGGACAAUAAACACAAUGAUGAGCCACCUCAAGAAGAUGAAGGUUUUAUGGGUAUGUCACCUCUUCUGCAAGCCCACCAUGCCAUGGAGAGAAUGGAAGAAUUUGUGUGUAAGGUGUGGGAGGGCCGAUGGAGGGUCAUCCCCCACGACGUUCUGCCUGACUGGCUGAAGGACAAUGACUACCUGCUGCAUGGACACAGACCGCCCAUGCCUUCCUUCCGGGCUUGUUUCAAGAGCAUCUUCAGGAUACACACAGAGACUGGCAACAUCUGGACACAUCUCCUGGGAUGUGUGUUCUUCCUUUGUCUGGGAAUCUUCUACAUGUUCCGGCCAAACAUGUCCUUCGUAGCACCUGUGCAGGAGAAAGUGGUCGUUGGGUUGUUCUUCUUGGGAGCCAUACUCUGCCUCUCCUUCUCAUGGCUCUUCCACACCGUUUAUUGCCACUCAGAAGGUGUUUCCCGGCUCUUCUCCAAGCUGGAUUAUUCUGGCAUUGCACUCCUCAUAAUGGGCAGCUUUGUACCAUGGCUGUACUACUCCUUCUAUUGCAACCCUCAGCCUUGCUUCAUCUACUUGAUUGUGAUUUGUGUCCUGGGCAUUGCAGCCAUAAUUGUCUCACAAUGGGACAUGUUUGCCACCCCUGAAUACCGGGGUGUAAGGGCAGGAGUAUUUCUAGGUCUGGGUCUUAGUGGGGUAAUUCCCACCCUGCACUUUGUCAUCUCUGAGGGGCUCCUGAAAGCAGCCACAAUGGGGCAGAUAGGCUGGCUGGCACUCAUGGCAUGCCUGUACAUCACUGGUGCUGCACUAUAUGCUGCCCGCAUCCCGGAGAGAUUCUUCCCUGGCAAGUGUGACAUCUGGUUCCACUCCCACCAGCUCUUCCACGUGUUCGUGGUGGCCGGCGCCUUCGUGCACUUCCACGGGGUCUCCAACCUGCAGGAGUUCCGCUUCAUGGUGGGAGGGGGCUGCACGGAGGAGGAGGGCAUGCAGUAGGAGCAGCCUCCGGCCCCAGAUCGGAACCAGGAGAGAGCCGCCGGCGCGGGUGAGCAUCCAGGCUUAGCAAAAGGAAUACCUAAGAAGAAUCCAAGUUUCAGCUGAUGAGGCGUGGAGCUUCACGGGGAUUCUGACGAACCAAGAUAAAUUCUAUACCUCAAGCAAUGGAAUAAAUCAAUUUGAAGACCAGGAAAUUCUGAAAACAUAAUUUAUUCUUGGGAUCUACAGAUUGAGCUACAGAGGACCCUUUCCAAAUCGGCUUCUGUUCAAUGCCAUAUUUAUUUGUAGAAUUUGGGGAGGGAUAGCUUAGCGGUUUCCUUUUUUUUAAAAAAAGAAAAAAAAAAAAGUCAAGGUUAAAUUUAUAUCCUCUUGGAGGGUUUGGGCGUUGAUUUUAGAUGCUGUUUUGGGAGAAAAACAAAUUGUAAAUAAGAUUUCUAACUUUCUGUUUAAAUAAAAUUUAUAUAAAUGUUUUAAACAACGGGUGGGGGGAAAAGGGUUUUUGUAAAGAAUGCAACAUGCAAGUACCACACACUGUUUCAAUUUUGCACAAAAUAAACGAUUGCAGGAGGACCAGGUAGAAUUCCCAGGAGUGAAGCACGCUGGCCCUGUAGAUCUUCCCUGGGCAGCGUGGGGUCCUGGCCAGCACCUGGAGUAGGUUCAGGACACGUUCAGGAGGAUUAAUCCUGCUGCCAUCCGGGUCACAGCGUGAGCAAACGGCUGUGCUGCAGUGACUGAGAGGCUCAGUCUGCUCCCUGCCCCGCUCUGGGCGCAGCUGCAGCCCCGGCCUCUGCGGGAGCGGAUCCUCCUUGGUCGGACUGGGUCUCACCCUGGGAAGGAGCACGGUGGGAUAACCACGUGAAGUGGCAGAAGUGCAGCUCCAUCAGUGCCUGCCUGCAGCCAGAGGCUGCCAUUUGCAAACCUGCUUCCUUUGCUCCGAGGGAUGAGGGCGAGAGACUUGGCAGGAGAUCGUUGAGCAUGUGAGGGGAAACAGGGGUGGGGUUAAGGUGGACUGGAAAGAGGGAGCUGUGUGCUCCAGGAUUUGGAGUUAACAGGCACUGCAGACCUCAGGCACGUCACCAUCCUGGGUGUCGGGCUCCAUAUGCCAAGGCAGUUUGCAGCUUUUUCUUUUUAGGAGGAAUAGAUCCCUAACCAGCCCAGUGCAGUUCCUUUUUUUAUUAUUACUUUUUUGUCCUUAGGUCUGCUUUCCAUCUGUGCUUUAGCAAUGGGACUGCUGGUAUUUCUUAAGCCUAAACCUGAGAGUUCAGCUGGAUUGCUGUGGAGCAGACACACCUCCUAUAUAAGGGGAGGUAAAUAGCCUUCUUCUGUGUAAUUGAUGUAGCUUGAGCUUUGGAGCCCAGUCAGAAGCCAGACUGAAGGAGAGCCUUUGGAGUUGUAAGGUGAAACGUGAACAUUUUGUUUGUUAUGGCACAGGUAUUGCUUGGAGGCUUUAGCUGGAAACUCAGAGCAAUUACCUCUCUCACAGAUGAGUUAAACAGCUGAUACCCUGCAGUAUUUCACAGGCAAGGAAGGUAAGGGGUGGUUGGUUGUUGUGUGGGGUGGUUUUUUUUGUUGCUGGGUUUUGGUUUUUUUUAUUUAGAUUCCCUCAAGUUUCAGUUUGCAUUCUUCAAGAGGAAGAGAUGGAUUGCCAAGAUCUUCCCCUACCCUGGAUGUCACAGCGUGUUUUGGGGAGUUGCUUUGUCUCAAGGAGUUGGGUGGAAGCAGAACGCCCUCCUAAAGCUGAGUUAAGGCUUCGCCCCUGGGGUGGGGUGAAGCCUCUGAGGGCAGGGUCAGCUGCACAAGGAGCAGCAGCCUGCAGGGUUAGAGGGGUUUGUUCUCAGCAGCAUCCCAGCACUGGGCGCCUGUAGGGCUGCAAGGAGUUCAUCCCAGGUCUGAGGUGUUUAAAUGAAGGAAAGGGCAGUUUUACCCUGGCUGGGAGGGCUGGUAGCUCUGGCACCCCAGACGAGGCUGGGAGAGUGCCCGGAGGAAGCGUGCUGGUGUCUGAGCCGAGAGUGGUACAUAUCAGAAGCAGAGCUGGCUGGAAGGUGCUUUGGGAUACCUCUGAACAGUACCAGCAGAAGCUGCAGCCUCCAUCCUGGGUCAUCCCACGUUCACUCCUCCAAGGGUGAUUGUAACCUGGUCCUACACAGCACAGAACUAUUACAAAACCACAGUACUCCACCUGCUAUUCUUAACCCAGUCGGUCUCUCUGUUCGAGAAGUUUGUGUGUUCCAAUAAAAACAACCUAGCUGUGCACUUUUCUGUAGCUUUUGCUGAGAACUCUUCCCAGGUUGGCACCUGAAUGCCUUACUCUCAGCAGUCAGAGGCUUGCUUGCUCUGUGUGCAGGUUAUUGCCAUAGAAUAGUUAGGACCUACAGCUUCUUUCCUUCCCCAUUAAAUAGUGGCCUUGUUCAGUAUAUUUCUUUUUAACAAUUGCUUACUGUUGGAAGCAAUGAAGCACAUUCUGGGGUUUUGAUGGCUGGGGGACUCUGGUGAUGGUUCCAUAUAAGAUGGGAUCUUAUUACUUGCUGUAUUCUUAACUUCUGCUAAUAAAAGAACCAAAUUGA